AGCACACCUGUGGUUGUGAAAAUAGUAUAGUAAAAAAAGAAAAAUCCCCAGUUAUCGAUGUACUAGAUUUGUGUAUGUCUUUUAAACAGUUCUAGUUUCCACCUUACACGGAAUAAUCAGGAAACGUGUACAAAUUCAAAAGUGAAAUAAAAAAUUUUAUCAGUUAGUUGCCUGUGUAUUGAUGUGUGGCACCAUUUCUAUCACUACCAGAAUUAGCUAACUUUUUUUUUAUCACACUCAUUUUAGGCUCUACUCUUUCUUUAAAAGUAGGCAACAGCUUUAUGUCAUCCUUUAGAACUUGAAGUCAAGGUGUUGUCAAAGGAAAGAAAUUACCAUUAAUACAAAGCCUACCCACCUUAUAUAAACCACUUUAGGUCUUUGGGAGCUUCUAAAAUUUGGUGAUGCCAGUGGAUUUUGCAUCCCAUUCAAGUCUCUUCCCUCCUUCUCCCCCCUCCCCCUCCUUUUUUUUUUUUUUUAAACCCUGAGAUGUAACCAAGACAGAUGGUUACAUAAGGCCUGGUCAUCUCCAAAGUAAUAGUCUGUCAUCUGUCUCAACACUAUGGUAGCCAGCAGCUCUGUGUAUCCUCAUGGGGUUUCCCACAAGGAAAGGAAAAUGAUUGGGAGGAGGGAGUAAUUUCUAGCCCAAGAUUAGAAUUGAUUCGUGCCUUCUUGCUACUGUCGGCUGGGCAGUCAGACCAGCUCCUGCCCCUGGUUCUGGACCUGUUCCACCUUUCAGAGACACACCCAGCCAAAGGUCAGUGGGACCUGCUUUGUUGCAGCAGGGAAAUCUGGAGGGUCCGCCCCUCCUAGAGGCCAGGUGAAGUACUGUCCGACAUGGAUUGGAAUUCUUCGGAAAUGACUCUACCGCACAGAUCGAAUCUGCAAACUCAAGAUUGCUGGAAGGGUCUUGCUGCUCCGCUUGGGACCACCGCCCUAACUGCAUCGGGACCUCACUGUUCCUUAGAGUAAGUUGGUGAGCCUUCCUAGUGGUGUGCAGGUGGAAUGGAUCCUUAAUGAGAAAGAGGUGGGCAGGGAAUAUCCCAGGGAAAGGUCUAUGCAAACUACAUAGGAGGCAGUGUCGAAGAACGCCUUAGUGGGCUCGAAUUCCCACGUGGAGCCUUCAGCCCCAAGUCACAAAGCUGGUUCCAGAGGGUGGGGCUAGAUUGGGCUGACUUGAGAAAAAGACUUUCAGCUGGCUAGGUACACGCCUUUGAAAAUAGCCAGGCAUCCCGCUCCAAAAUGCUCUUGUUUGUAAUGCAAACAGGAUGUACGGUCUCCUUUAAUCCUUGCGAAGCGGGAGUUUACAAAGAUGGGAAUCAUAACAUUGGGGAUUACAACUCAGGUUCAGGCCCUCCCAGAGAGCUCAGCUCCACCCCAGGCCAGGUGAGGGCUCUCCCGCCUCCGGAGGCUUCUAGAACGCUGAGGGGUCCCAGGUGGGGCCCUAAGAGGGGAGGAGCCGGAGCGUGGGUGAUUGGCACGCGGGCGCCGAAGGGUGGUAAAAAAAGGGGCGGCCGCGCAGGGACGGAGAGUCCCUUGCUUCCUGCGCGCCCGCCGCCGCCGAGGUUCCCGCCCGAGUGACGCACGCGGGGCGCGGGGGCCGGCACCUCGUCCCCCCGCCCACCAUGAACGCCAGCGGCCCGGGCUUCCCGCUGGCCUCGCUCUACGUGGGCGACCUGCACCCUGACGUGACCGAGGCUAUGCUGUACGAGAAGUUCUCGCUUGCCGGGCCCAUCCUGUCCAUCCGCGUGUGCCGCGACGUGGCCACCCGCCGCUCGCUGGGCUAUGCCUACAUCAACUUCCAGCAGCCGGCCGACGCGGAGCUGGCACUGGAUACAAUGAACUUUGAGGUUAUCAAAGGCCAACCCAUUCGCAUCAUGUGGUCCCAGCGAGACCCAGGACUUCGAAAGUCGGGUGUGGGCAACAUCUUCAUCAAGAACCUGGAGGAGUCCAUUGACAACAAGGCCUUAUAUGAUACCUUCUCCACCUUUGGAAACAUCCUGUCUUGCAAGGUGGUGUGUGAUGACCACGGCUCCCGAGGCUUUGGCUUUGUCCAUUUUGAGACCCGUGAGGCUGCGCAGCAGGCCAUCAGCACCAUGAAUGGGAUGCUGCUGAAUAACCGCAAAGUCUUCGUCAGCCACUUCAAGUCCCGACAGGAGCGGGAGGCUGAGCUGGGGGUUCGGGCCAUGGAGUUCACCAACGUCUAUGUGAAGAACCUGCAAAUGGACAUAGAUGAGCAGGGCCUGGAGGAGCUCUUCUCCCAGUUUGGGAAGACGCUGAGUGUGAAGGUGAUGAGGGAUGACAGCGGCCACUCCCGAGGCUUUGGCUUUGUCAACUUUGAGAAGCAUGAGGAAGCCCAGAAGGCUGUGAUGGACAUGAACGGGAAGGAGGUGAGAGGACAGCUGCUCUAUGUGGGCCGUGCCCAGAAGUGGGCGGAGCGGCAGAAUGAGCUUAAGCGAAAGUUCCAGCAGAUGAAGCAGAUGAAGCAGGACCGGCUGAACCAUUACCAGGGCGUGAACCUGUAUGUGAAGAACCUGGAUGACUCCAUUGAUAAUGAGAGGCUGAGGAAAGAGUUCUCUCCCUACGGCGUGAUCACCAGUGCCAAGGUGAUGACAGAGGGUGGCCACAGCAAAGGGUUUGGCUUUGUGUGUUUUUCCUCUCCAGAAGAGGCAACGAAGGCCGUGACGGAGAUGAACGGGUGCAUCCUGGGUACCAAGCCGCUGUACGUGGCGCUGGCUCAGCGCAAAGAUGAGCGGAAGGCUAUCUUGACCAACCAGUUCAUGCAGCAGCGCCUCUCCAACGUGUGGGCCCUGGGUGGCCCCCUCUUGGGCUCUUUCCAGCAGCCCGUGAGCUACUUCCUGCCCACCGUGCCCCAGCCUCCAGCCCAGGCUGCGUGCUAUGGCUCUGGCCCACCUGUCCAGCCUGCCCCCAGGUGGACGGCCCAGCCACCUAGACCCUUGAUACCACAAGCCCCCUACUCUCCAGCUGCCUCAGUGGCCUGGCCACCAGCCACGUCUCAGCACUCCCCGACCCACAUCAGCAGUGUCAAGAAGGCCUCUACCCAGGAGCCACCCCAGAUGUCCUACACCCAAACAGUGGCCAACAUUGGUACCCAGACCUCUGGCCUUGGUGAGGCAGGAUGCUCUAUGCCAAGUGGGCCUCUCCUGACACAGAGAUAUUCCUUGGAGACACCCAACACCCAUGAGGUCCAGGAGCCUGCUGUGUGCAUCCCCGGACAGGAGCCCCUGACCGCGUCCAUGCUGGCCGCAGCACCACUGCACAAGCAAAAGCAGAUGAUAGGUGAGCGUCUCUACCCCCUUAUCUACAAUGUCCACACCCAGCUGGCGGGCAAGAUCACAGGCAUGCUGCUGGAGAUCGACAACUCAGAACUGCUGUUCAUGCUGGAGUCUCCAGAGUCCCUCAAUGCCAAGGUACAAGAGGCUUUGGCAGUGCUUCAUCAGGCUCACCAGACCAUGGAGGAAGAGCAGAUGAAAGUGAAUGUAACUGAAACCAGACCUCAAGAAGAGAAAGUCAGUCAGUCAUGACUGGAUGUCACCACUAAACCUGCCUCAAAUCAGAUAAAAUGGGACCACGACCUAAGCUGAAGAAUUGUUGUGAGGAGGAAAUGAGUCUCUGGAGGUGCAUGCAGGGGUUGGCCAGCGGUUGGGGCCAGGAACCUGAGUGGUGACAUCCACUUAGGUAUCAACUGUGCUAAGAGAACUGAAGUGAGCCAAAGAGAACUCAAGGUGAUGCACACAGGGCAAAUGCAUGAGGUGGGGCAUGGAAAUGAUGUCCAGGAUGUGGUAUAAUUUCAGUCACAAUGGAUGGAAAAUUCAAUGUUGUAUAGUUGUCAGUCCUCUAAGUUAAAUCGAUAGAUUAAAUGUAAUCCCAAACAAAAACACAAGAUACUCUUGGGAAUCUGUCAAAAUGAUCCCAUGGUUUAGCUAGAAGAACAAGUCUGGGAAAAUAGCCAGGGCUGCUCGGAUGGAGGAGGAGGAGGAAGAGACCAGCCUACAAGAUAUUACAAAGCAACAGUAAUUAAAACUGUGACACACACACAUGUGCAUGGAAAUGGGUUGCUAGAGGUCUCCAGCAACAUGAGGUGAGCAGGGCCAGAGAAAGAGGAGCGAGGAGAUGCUGCAGCCCUCUUGUUCAGGUUAGCCUGGCGGACCGAGGCACCCUUGUUCCCAUCAGCCAGAAAAACCACAGGUCCAAAACUUAAGCUUUCAGUUUGAAAGUUCUCUUUUCAACUCAUUAGGCAGUAAACCCUGGCCUGAACCGACAUGAGGCUAGUCUUUUUUUUUUUUGGUUAAUCCUCACCCGAGGAUAUUUUUUCCAUUGAUCUUUUAGAGUGGAAGAAAGAGGGAGAGACAGA
Myotis daubentonii (Daubenton's bat) is the source of this 4372-nucleotide messenger RNA. It is a transcript of the gene PABPC1L, whose product is annotated as poly(A) binding protein cytoplasmic 1 like. The record is from RefSeq and is a predicted model, not a curated record. NCBI's taxonomy places the organism in Eukaryota, Metazoa, Chordata, Mammalia, Chiroptera, Vespertilionidae. Gene Ontology annotation, cellular component: nucleus. Gene Ontology annotation, molecular function: mRNA binding.